UUUCUGUUUCCCAACGGUCAUAUUAGCUUGUAACACUGCACACGUUGACGUUUGUUUUGUUUUUUAGUGUCGGUAACAUUUGAAUUCACUGUCAUUCAUCGUUUGAAAUGGAGAUUUUCGGUAGCACCUUUGACGAUUCGGUGUUCGAGGAAUCAAGAGCGAAGCCAACUGUUGUUGCACUGUCGUCUUACAAUGCAAAGUUCUGUGAAGCAGAGUGGUUUUGGGAGAGCAUCGACACAGAUGAUAUUUUAGAGAAACAAAAGAUCUUUAAAUUUCGAGCUGAUAUGUCGUACAGGCGAAAAAACUUCCAGGAAGCUUUAAACGCCUACACUACCUGCCUCUCCUAUAUCCCUGACGGCAACCUGGCCAUUAGACGGGACAUAAUGGAGGGAAUGGCACGGUGCUGUUGUCACCUGGGGAAGAGAGUGGAGGCCCUGGAGAUCACAGAAACACUUAAAAAUGAAGCCUCCAACACCUGUCACCUCACCGGUCUACUUCACCUGACUGCGAACGUCCACGAGCGCUUCGGAGACCUCAGGAGCCAGAUCACGUGUCUGCAGCAGCUGUGUUCUCUCCACCCCUACCACCAGUGGCACUGGAUGAAGCUGGCAGAAAGCUACCUUCAUCUCCUCCAGCCUCUGUCAACACCCUCAGGCUCCAGUCCUCUUCAACAGGGAGAUGGUGUAGAGCCACAGCCUGACUCUCAGACUGAGGUGCAACUGAAGGAAGAGCGUGACGGCGUUUGGCUCAAGGCCUGCAUGUGUUUUGUCCGGGCCAGACUCCUCCUCAGGGCAUUAAAGGGACAACAGUCAUCCUUUGUUCUCCAGAACAGUGAGAGAGCCCUACAGAAGGCUGAUGAGGCUCUGCGGUGUCUGGAACCGAAAGACACCACACUACAGCUAGUCUCUGAGGUGAUGUCAGAAGAUCUAGUUCCAGAGAGGAUGAGAGAGGACAACCAGGAUGGAGAGAGCUUGGCAGGUCUCUCUCUGAAGGACUUUGAAGACAGGUGGUGGAACAGACUGGUACAGACAGGAGUACUGAAGGAGGAUGGAGCUGAACGACCUUCUGUAAAGACCUAACUGGGCUACACGUUUUGAUGAAUGUAUUCUUUAAUAUUGCGUGUAACAAUGUGCUGACCGCCAUAUGAAAUGAAAUAUUGUCACACUUCAAUCUACAGUAAAGUUUAAUUAGAUAA
Salvelinus fontinalis (brook trout) is the source of this 1195-nucleotide messenger RNA. RefSeq lists its product as uncharacterized. The coding region runs from base 108 to 1079 and encodes 323 amino acids. The record is from RefSeq and is a predicted model, not a curated record. The transcript is spliced from 6 exons. Gene Ontology annotation, molecular function: protein binding. NCBI's taxonomy places the organism in Eukaryota, Metazoa, Chordata, Actinopteri, Salmoniformes, Salmonidae.